AUGGCAAAAUCUAAUAAAUUAAAAAAACCACCUCGGUUUUACUUUUGGAGAAAGACUUUAUCAUUAUCUGAUCUCAAUCUACCUCGCCGCUCAAAGAUAACAGUUGAUGCCCUUCGUACAUUAAGCUUGUUUCCUUCUGUCCUUGGCUGGGCCUAUAAUUGGCAACAAGCCUUACAGGUACCAUUACGUGAUGCAGGUGGUGCUGCUAUUCUUCAGAGUUCUCAGUUAGAUUAUGUCGUUGCUAGCUUUUGGUGUGCCUUGGCUGGCUAUUGGAAUUGGAUAUUAACCACAAGUAUGAUGAGACGUUGGAUAUAUCAUUAUGAAAUAGAAAAUGCCAUUGUUCGAUUGAUCACCUUUAUUGUCAUCACAUGGUCCAUUUCAGCUUUUGUUGGUUCUCGUAAUGGACCUGAUCAACCUAUACGUACCUGGAUGAUCAAUUGCUUUAUACUGCUAAUCACAGACGUCAUUCGACUUUCUAUCGUUUCAGAUCCUAAAUAUCACGGGAAAAAUGCCAAUGUAGGAGAUCCGAACCUAUUUCUAAAACUGACAAUCACAAAAGUGCUCAUCAUCCCCAUGUCAGUAGCAACAUGUCUUUCUGUUAUCGCAGUACUUAUACAAAUCGAUCAAUUACACUACAGUACAAGCCAGAUCAUGACUGGACCCGUUUUACUAGAUGCAAACUUGACACAGGCAAGCAAUGACUCGAUACUAGUCUUGAUCAUGUCAUGCUGGACAUACACAUGCUUCGAGAGAAGACAGGUGCUUAGGAAGACCACUUUGAAGCUACUAGAACCAUAUCAACAAGUAGAUUAUCGAUUUGUCCUAGGGCAACCGCCAUCGGCUCAAGCACAGAUGUUCGUAGGACCCGAUAUUAUUCAGGAAUCAGGCAUUUACAAGGACAUGAUCCUGGUACAAUCUUCUGAUAUUGAAACAGAUAAGAGUAGAAAAGUGUUUGAAGCAUUCAAAUGGGCAAAGGAGUUGAAUCAUGAAUACAUUGUAAAAGUAGAUGACGACGUCUUUGUUCGUUGGGAUACUAUCAUUGAAGAACUAAAAGCUAUGGACCCAAAACCAUAUUAUUGGAAAGGGCUCACUUAUAGAAAUAUACCCAUUCGUACCCUGAGCAAUUAUAAAACAUUGAAAACAGACUACGCAUUACCUGUUAUUCCAGCUUAUACCCACGGUAUGCUAUACAUUUUUUCAAAGGACAUCCUGGAAUUGAUUCUGAACCCAAGCUCGCCAAGACGAUUUGUUCAUGGAGAUGGAGAAAACUUUGCUAUUUGGCUAUUUGGUUUCAACAUAAGCCCUAAUCAUGAUAGGCGUAUUCAUGAUGCAUAUGAUGUGUGCGAGAAUGACUUUAUAGGAAAACGUAUGGAACGAACAACAGACAUGCUAGUCAUGUACUCUAACCUUGUGAGUGGACGUCUACCCUGUACUGGAUUUGAUCUUAAUGGCUGUGCUCUCUGCUAUUCCUGCCUUAAUAAAAGAUCAAGCUGGAGAACAAUAAAUUUUGCUUGUGAUCCCGAUAAAGGUAUCAUAUUGAGAGAGAUGGUUGGCUUUUCUCAAAUUGCUGGCCUGCUGGAUCGAACCUUUUUUGAAUAA
Rhizopus microsporus ATCC 52813 is the source of this 1599-nucleotide messenger RNA. RefSeq lists its product as uncharacterized. Gene Ontology annotation, cellular component: endoplasmic reticulum membrane. Gene Ontology annotation, molecular function: hexosyltransferase activity. The record is from RefSeq and is a predicted model, not a curated record. The transcript is spliced from 3 exons. Lineage: Eukaryota; Fungi; Mucoromycota; Mucoromycetes; Mucorales; Rhizopodaceae. Gene Ontology annotation, biological process: cellular response to oxidative stress. The coding region runs from base 1 to 1599 and encodes 532 amino acids.